AUGGGUAGUCUUUUUUCGCGUGGUUAUCCUGGGUACGGAUAUCCUGGAUAUGGAAAUGUAGGUUAUCCUGGCUAUGGGGGUGUGGGUUACGAUCCAAUUGGCGUAGGCUAUGAUCCGAUCAUUGGAGGCGGCUAUGGUAAUGGCGGCUAUGUUUAUUACACCACGGAGUACGUUCCAGCACCGCGUCGCCGUCGACGACGACGCUGCCCAGGGUGUUGUGCCGGUGGCUUCUGUGGAUACGGCGGAUAUGGCGGAUUUGGUGGAUAUGGCGGGUAUGGACGAUCCUAUGGCAGAUACGGAGGUUACUAUUAA
Adineta ricciae is the source of this 312-nucleotide messenger RNA. The record is from the annotation of a GenBank genome assembly. Lineage: Eukaryota; Metazoa; Rotifera; Eurotatoria; Adinetida; Adinetidae.